Messenger RNA from Diatraea saccharalis (sugarcane borer), 291 nucleotides. The record is from the annotation of a GenBank genome assembly. NCBI's taxonomy places the organism in Eukaryota, Metazoa, Arthropoda, Insecta, Lepidoptera, Crambidae.
AUGCACGCCGCGCAGAGUAUAGCAAUAGAAUCACGGGCUGGCGAUAUCAGCGCGAGCUGCCUGACUACAUUCCGGCUCAAAUCAAUAGCCGGUUCUAUACGUCUGGACGCUCCUAGUAUAUACAUGCCGAAACUUAAGUCAGCAUUGCCUUUGCCAGCUUCGGCUCCCCAUGCCCAUGACCCUCAUCAUCAGAAUAUUUACCAGCUAUGCGCGUGUGCGAACGGUAAGCUGUUUCUUGCACCGCCACAUGGCGCAUGCGCCGCCAGAGAAGAGAGUCUAAUUUGUCGAUGA